Molecule: messenger RNA, 2258 nt
Organism: Aedes aegypti (yellow fever mosquito)
Lineage: Eukaryota; Metazoa; Arthropoda; Insecta; Diptera; Culicidae
Product: sodium-dependent nutrient amino acid transporter 1
Exons: 6
Coding region: 162-2045 (627 amino acids)
Biological process (GO): sodium ion transmembrane transport
Cellular component (GO): membrane
Molecular function (GO): L-amino acid transmembrane transporter activity
Source: RefSeq, a predicted model, not a curated record
ACCACUUGGCAGAAUGCAUUCACUAGUGCUGAAUCCACGUUGCAUUCCGUUUAGUGGGAAGUGGAUCCCAUCGGGAAAAAUUUAGUAUGCAUUUAGAGCAGAAAGGUGAAAAGUGUCUAAUCGAGCAGAGCACUGGCAGUUCAGUGUAAGAAAGUAUCAUCAUGCCAACCGAAGAAAGCAAUCCCCUGCAGCCACUGUGUGCGGAAUUCACAAAGGUGCAGAUUACGAAGAAAAGCGUGGACGGGUCGCAGGACGUCAGCCAUCCCGAAGCGGUAACGGUCAGCGUGUACACAGUGAAUGCAUUGAACUCGUCCGAUUCCGAUGCAAGUGGAAGUCCUCGCGAUAAAUGGACCAGAAAUAUCGAGUUUCUGCUGUCGUGCGUGGCACUGUCCGUCGGAUUUGGGAACGUCUGGAGGUUUCCCUACACGGCGCUGAAUAAUGGCGGCGGUGCGUUCGUUAUCCCGUAUUUGGUGGUACUGCUGGUGGUUGGACGACCUCUGUACUAUUUGGAGAUGAUUGUCGGUCAGUUUUCGAGCAGAGGAUGCGUUAAGGUGUUCGAUAUGUGCCCACUGAUGCGGGGCGUCGGAGUUGGACAAACCGUAACGAUGUUCACGAUCGUCGGAUACUAUGCAGCGCUGCUGUCGCUGGCCAUGCGAUACUUCGUGGAUUCAUUCCAGUACACUCUACCAUGGUCCGAGUGUCGACUGGACUGGGACUGUGUUGAUUCUUCGAAGGCUUCGAUUCAUAUCUCGAACAGCACGACCACGAAGCCGUCGGCGGUAUUUUAUUUCACUGAGAUCGUAACGAAUCAGUUCCCAGGUCUGGAAAACGGAAUCGGUCUGCCAAACUACCAGCUGGUUCUAUGCCUGCUAGUCAGCUGGAUCCUGAUAACAGUGCUCGUGAUAAAGGGAAUCAAAAGCUCCGGAAAAGCAUCGUACUUCCUGGCCAUCUUCCCGUACGUCAUCCUCUUCGGCUUACUUAUCCGGGCCGUAACUUUGGACGGAGCCUUUGAAGGGAUCAAAUACUUCAUCACUCCUCAGUGGGAUAAACUGCUGGAUACUGAAGUCUGGUACGAGGCCGUUUCCCAAUGCUUUUUCUCGCUGACCAUAGGACUGGGCGCAGUCAUUGUGUACUCCUCGUUCAACAGCUUCUCCAACAACAUUUACCGCGACGCCAUGAUCAUCUCCUGGCUGGAUACCUUCACGUCGAUGCUCUCCGGCGUGAUCGUGUUUGGCGUGGUUGGCAAUGUGGCCUACAUUACGGACAAGAACGUGACUGAUGUUAUGAAAAAUGGCCCAGAACUGACGUUUGUGGUGUAUCCGGACGCGAUAGCCAAGAUGCCCACGUGGCCCAAUUUCUUCGCUAUAAUGUUCUUCCUGAUGUUCAUUUUGCUAGGUCUGGGUAGCAAUAUGGGAAUUGUAACAACCAUCUUGACCUCUAUCAAGGAUCGUUACCCGGGAGUGAAGAUCUGGAAGGUGGUCAUCGGUAUUGCCGUGGGAGGAUUCUGCUGCGGAUUGGUGUACAUAUCACCUGGAGGUUUCUACGUCCUGGACGUGGUAGACUACUACGGAGUAACGUUCCCCACCUUGGUGUUGGUUGUUCUGGAAGCGUUCACCUUCUGCUGGUUGUACGGCGUCGAUCGCAUCUGUAUGGAUAUUAAAUUUAUGCUCAACAUCAACACUGGCAUCUUCUGGAGGAUCUGUUGGGGUUUUUUUACCUUGUCUAUUUUGGUUACGAUUACCUGCAUGCAAAUUUUCAAGUACGAGGCGAAAAAGGUUCCGCGAGAGUACAACGUUUUCGGAUGGUGUCUCUUUGGGGUUACCGUACUUCAAGUAGUCGUUUGGGCUGUAUGCGCUACUGCCAACCAACCCAAUAGGAGCGGUUUAUGUGGUAAACUGUGCGAUGCCCUUAAGCCUACAAAAGAUUGGGGACCAGAAUCGGAACAGCUGAAGCGGGACUACAACACUAUGAUAACGAAGUACAAAAAUGACCGAAAGAGCACCACGAAUUUGAGAAUAAGACUAUUUAAUAAGGUUUUCAAAUAAUCAAUCGCACAUAGCUUUAUUAAGAUUAUACAAGCACAUAUGAAUAGUACAAUUAAAACCAUUGAAUAGCAUAUUAGCUGCAGCUGUAGAGAGUUAUUAGUGUGGCUACACUGCCUUUAGAAUUUAGUAUGUAACAAAAGCAUUAUAAUAUGAAUUUAAAUCAAAUAUCAAUAAAUGGUCUGUAACUUUCGCAUAAGCGUGUAUCCCAAAAUA